This is a messenger RNA of Nerophis lumbriciformis (worm pipefish), 441 nucleotides long. The record is from RefSeq and is a predicted model, not a curated record. NCBI's taxonomy places the organism in Eukaryota, Metazoa, Chordata, Actinopteri, Syngnathiformes, Syngnathidae.
AUGGACAACCAUUCGUACAACUACGCGUACAACUUCCCUUCUGACUGCACGCCUCUCACCAACUGCAAGUCUGCCCGCAAACCGGCUGGUUCCACCGUGGUCAACAUGGGCAACCUGGGCAAAGACCCCCCGCGGGACUACAUCUUCUGGUCUCUGUGCAACACCUUGUAUGUGAACUUCUGUUGCUUGGGAUUCAUGGCUCUGCUGUACUCCAUCAAGGCCCGGGACCAGAAGACCCAGGGUAACCUGCAGUUGGCCCAGGAGUGCUCGGAUAAAGCCAAGUGGUACAACAUCCUGGCAGCCGGCUGGAACCUGUUGAUUCCUCUCCUGGCUAUAGUCCUGCUGGUGCUCCUGCUCAUCCACCUGGGCUCCUCCCAGGGCUCCUUCGACUUCCUCGGAGAGGACGGCCUACAGAACUUCCUGAACCUAUUCAACUGGUAG